Prinia subflava (tawny-flanked prinia) is the source of this 3812-nucleotide messenger RNA. It is a transcript of the gene HABP4, whose product is annotated as hyaluronan binding protein 4. Gene Ontology annotation, cellular component: cytoplasm; nucleus. The record is from RefSeq and is a predicted model, not a curated record. NCBI's taxonomy places the organism in Eukaryota, Metazoa, Chordata, Aves, Passeriformes, Cisticolidae. Gene Ontology annotation, biological process: positive regulation of translational initiation; positive regulation of RNA splicing. Gene Ontology annotation, molecular function: RNA binding. The transcript has 7 exons. Bases 39 to 1133 code for a protein of 364 amino acids.
UGGAGGGGGCGGCCGGGGGAGGUGAGGCGGCCGCGCGGAUGAUGACGGGGCUGGUGGGCAGCCCGGUGGCUGCCGUCAUGCAGGAGAACUUCGGGUGCUCCGUCGCCAAUCGCUUCUACCAGCUCCUGGACGACGAGUCGGACCCGUUCGACGUCCUGCGCGAGGCCGAGCGCCGCCAGCAGCAGAGGAAGAAGGGCGACGAGGCGGCGGCCGCGGUCGCCGGGAGAGCCGUGCCCGGGGGCCGGGCGGGCGGCGGCAAGAGGGAGAGCCAGAAGGAGCGCAAGCAGCCGGAGAGCUCUCCUGCCCCCGGCCCUGCGGCGCCGCCGCAGCCAGGCCCAAAGCGAGUACCCAGGCAGGGAGAACAACAAGGGUUCAGUAACAGAAGCACAGAGGGGAAAAGAGACAAAACUGAAUGGAGACCAUCUUUCAGGGAAUACCGUCCCUAUGGACCACAAAGACAAGUGGAAUUCUCAGUGGAACGACCAGUGGAAAGAUUAGACUAUGAAAGACCAAUAAGAGGUCGUGGUGGAGGAAGAGGCAGAAUGAGAGGUAGAGGAAGAGGUGGUGGAUUAAAUGGAAGUUUUGAUGGGUUUGACCAAAGAAGAAAACGGGAACCUGAAAGACUAAGUGGGAAUGAUAAAACUGGGAUGGAACAGACUGCAUCUAUGGAGGAGACCGUGUUAACUCCUGAACAGCCAGGGACAUCUGAAGGAGAACCUCUGAGCAAAGCUGCUGAAGGAGAGCCAAUGGAAGUGGUUCAAGAAAUGACAUUAGAUGAGUGGAAAAAUCUUCAGCAACGGAAUCGACCAAAGCCUGAAUUCAACAUCCGGAAACCAGAAUCUGCGGUUCCUUCCAAAGCAGUGGUGAUUCACAAGUCAAAAUAUAGUGACAAUUUGCAUAAAGAAGACUUUGAAGAUGAUUCUCAUGUCUUUAGAAAACCAGUGAAUGAUAUAACUUCCCAGCUGGAUAUUAAUUUUGGGAGUCUUCCUCACCCUGGCCGUGGAUCAAGAGGAGCACGAGGUGGUCGUGGUCGUGGCAGAAGACCUGAAGAGACAGGACCUCGACCAGAAGUAGUGGUGCAGCUUGUUGCUCCAAAUCCUGAUGACCCUGAGGAUUUUCCGGCUUUAGCUUAAAGACCCAUCGUGAAUGGUGGUAUCUCAAAAUCACUUUGUAACUAUGAAGAGACCAGUUCUAUGCUGCUGUGGAUUAAGGAAGCCUGUUUUCUUCUGGAAAGUUGUUUGGGUGUUUGGUGUGGAAUGAUUGCACCUGUCUGCUAAUAGAGUUGGGUUCUGGAAAUAUGGGUGGACUGGGAUCCUGUUACAGGUUCUAAUGUCUGCCGCCAUUUGUGAAUCCUAUGGGAAGGCUUACAGUACUUCCCUACUAGGCCUCAAGUGAAGUUAAAGGGAAGAGUGUUUAAAAAUGUAUAUAUAGAUAUCAAAUUCUCCAUGACACCAUGGUGAAAUGUAAACUGUACAACAUGAUCUACAAUUGGAACUUAGUUUCACUGAACAUUUGAAAGCUGUUUCCUUUGGGUGAAGUGUAUACUUCAGACAGUCACGAAUUGCAGUUCUUCAGAGUUUGGCAAAUAAAGAAAAGUGCACAUUGGUUUGGGUUUGAGGUAUUAUUUUAAGGAGUCAGAAUGAUAGGUGGAAGCUUUUGCUAUUUGGAUGUAGUCUGGGGGGAAAAAUCCCAAACCCUAAAAAGCAACCUGUACUUACCAAAAAAGUGAACAUCUCUCUAAAUGGAAGUGAUCUUUAAAAUCAAGGCAGCACAGAUGCUUUGAUUUGACACCUAACCGUAAGUCCUACUUCAGUAACAAGAUAAUAGUCUGCAAUUACUUUGAAGAUUAAGUGAAAUAAGAAUUUUGAUCUAAAGACACAACUAUGUUAUUAAGGAAACUUUUAAUUUCAGCAGAAGCAACUACAAACUAAAAUGUUUCAUGCCUUACCAAAAAAUCUGUGAUGUUGGGGAUGAGGUGCAAUGUACUCCCAUUGCAGCUUUAAUAUACUUGAGCCAGAUUUUUUAACUGUUUCCUGUCAAGGGGACACUGAGAGCCAUUCUGGGGAAUCUGAGAGAAAGAAAAUGGUGCCAGAGGUGAUGACAGAAAUUAGAGAGAACAAGCACACUGGACAUUCUGGAUGUAGCUGUCAGCCUCACAGGAGUCUUCAAUUGCCUGCUCAGCUUGAACACAUUCUUUCAAUUUACUGGGAAAGCAGAUGACUAUAAACCUUUCAUGUUUUCCAGUUCUGUGCCUCACUUCUAAGCAGUCUCCUUUCAGAACAAAUAGUGGAUGAAGCUUAAAAAAAGUUUUAAUUUGGAGUAAGCCAUAAGAGUACUCACAAUCACAAAAGACUUUUUUUACUGAUAAGGCUUUACUCAAACAGGAUAUAGUCAUCCUAGAAAGACUCUUUUCUAUAUGCUUCAAACACAUGGUCUGUAGAGUAGUUCAGCCCAAAGGGGUUUUUUUUUACAUUGUUAAAUUACUUACAUGACAAUUUGCUAUGAGAUUUUGUGUUCUGCAAGAAGUUCAUUGUAGUGGCAUAGAGAUGCUCUGACUUGUAGUAGGAAGAAUGUGCAAAAGCAAAGUGCUGGUGUUAGAGGAACCUAUGCUGCUACUGUUGGAAUAACUGAAUUGGAUGAAAUAAUGCACGACUACUUCACUUUGUAGUCACAAGUAAGUUGUUUGAAAUCACUGCAGUUUAAGAUUUACAUGAUGCUGCCCUUUUUACGGGCGUUGUUUGUUUCUACCAAAAAUGGCAAUUUAAUCAAUGUGGAAUAGAAGUGAUUUUGUCUAUGGGGUUCUUGGAAUAUUUCACUUGUUCUUCCUUUCUUGUUUUCAUAUUCCCAAUGGACAGGGAAGAAUGUGUCUGAAUUUUUGUUUAUAUUUUUACUUGCUGGGGUGAGUGUAUGCAUAGAGAUGUGGAGAGCUUCUUUGCAGGGCUUCCUUCUAUUUCCUGUCAUAUUUUGAAUGUGGCCUUCUCUCCUACUAAGACUUCUUUUUGCUAAGGAAGGUGUUCAUAUACUUAAAAGUAACCCUCCCUUUCUCUACUAUAAAUUUAAAUCUUUGCUAUGCUGUGCUGGGAAGCUCAGUCUGCUGUGAUGCAUUCAGUUUAGUACUGACUGUUCUCUGGGAAGGGUGAGAGAAUUGUUUUAUUUUUCAAUCUCUUCCCUGCUGUUGCAAAGUUACUGUUUAUUCCUCUAACUUUGAUCUGCCUUUCAAAACAGAAUGACAAAUAGGUUAUUUGGGGAAUGCUGUAAAGGACUUGUGAAAAUGUAUCUGUAUAAUCCACUUUUGGUCAGCAGAUUUUUUAACUCCUGGUUAAAAGGAAAAAAGGCUGGUUACAAGACUUUAAUUAAAAACAGAACAACCAACCAAAACUAAAAAAUACAACUCAUCCAAUUCAAAACUUUGUGAGAAUGAGAUUUAGUGUAAUGGAUUACUGCUUAAACCAGAAGUUUCUUAGAGCUGUGUGACAAUUUUAUUUUUCAGUCUGUCAGACUUGAAUAUGGCUUAAGAGUUUCUUGAGUUGAUGGUAUAUCCAAGUACAGAAAAGAAAUUAUUAAUUGUAAGUGAUGACAGUGAUGCUGUUCCUUUGCCUAGCUGUGAUAACAGAACUGUGAAUCUCAGUCAUCUGUCAUAUUUAAGGUAUCAAAAUAGCUGUAUCUGUAAAGCACAGAUUUGCUGCUGUCACUCCUGGUGUAGCUUUACUCCUUCACGUAAAGCAGUUGGCAGCAGGUAUAUAUAUGUACACAAACACUAGUAGAACAUGGCAUGCAUAUUUAGAAGAGAUUAAAUUGUGUUGCAGAUCUUA